AUGUUACGCUUCCUUCCUCCUGGUCGCUUCAUGACGGAGCGUGUGUUUGUGGUGGAUGAGUGUGUAGCAGCGGGCGGCUCUGCGCUAGAGCGGAGAGCGCCGAGAGUGAGCCCCAGCUACCAGUGGGCUGAGGAGUCUACGAUAGUGAGCGUGUCUGCCACUCCGCCUGGCUCGACAUAUGGUCUCACCCCUUCGCCUCUGAGCAGAGACAGCCAGAAGCCCAAACUUCCCCAUGCCAAUCACAUAGACCUGCUGCAGGCACAUGGACGUCAGACUGCAGACAGGGAGCGCCAGCUCCAGGCUGCAGAGGGGCUCUCGCUGGGAGAGCCAGGCUGUACGAGGAGGUCGGAUUACUGCAACAGAAAAGAGGCAGCAGCCAGCCUGCACGUACUGAGCUCAGCUAUGAAGAUCCAGGAGGUUCCGGGAGGCUGUGACGCGAGGAGGGCGCAGAGGAGCCCGGAGGGUGACGGGCGGGAGGGGGACCCGCUGACCGACGUGCCCAGACUGGACCUGUCAGCCCUGACUGACGACAGCACCUGGGGAGAUCCAGUGCCGGCGUAUGCAUCCUGGCAGAGGGAGGGCCUGGAGGAGGAGGAGGAGGCCCGACUCUCACCCCAGGCUGGGGGGCCGCUCAUCCGCCAGUUACUGGAGGAGGACAGCGACCCCAUGAUCUCCCCGCGAUUCUAUGCCUUCAGCCACUGCCAGCAGUACCCAGACGACACGGAGGUCCCUCCGUCCCCACCUGACUCCCACUCUUUUAUGAGCCGACAGAGAAGCUGGUCUCUGGGAUCGUGUGAGGACGACAGAGAGGAGAUGACCUCAAACCAGAUUACCAGGAAAAUCCACAAUCUGAAGAGAAAAAUCCGCAAGUUUGAGGAACGAUUUGAGGAGGAGCACAAGUACAGGCCGUCUCACAGUGACAAAGCUGACAACCCUGAGGUGCUGAGAUGGAUGAAUGAUCUCUCCAAGCUGACGAAAGACCUGAAAGAGCAGAAGCUGAGGGCGUCUGAGGAGGACCUGCCACCCCUCGUCCGCCAGCGCAGCAACACCCUGCCCAAGAGCUUCGGCUCGCAGCUGGAGAGGAAGCCCCAGGAGAAGGCGGCCAAGCCGCCAGUGGAGAGCACGCUGGAGGCCCUGCAGAACAAGCUCCAGGAGAAGAGGGACGAGGACGGUCGUCCUGAGGAUAUCAAGGACAUGACGAGGGAUCAGAUUGGUGCAGAGAAGCUGGCCCUACAGAGGGCUCUGUUGUACUAUGAGAGCAUCCAUGGCAGACCGGUGACUAAGACUGAGAGGCAGAUGACGAGGCCUCUUUACGACCGCUACCGGCUGGUGAAACAGAUCCUCUGCAGAGCCUCCACCAUCCCCGUCAUUGGCUCUCCCUCCAGCAAGCGCAGAGGCCCUCUGCUUCAGCCUAUUAUCGAAGGCGAACCAGCACUGUUCUUCAGCAACGUCAAGGAGGAGGAGGAUGGCUCCGAGGAUGAGGGGGACCCUCGGACGGAGCUGACAGGGACGACCAAGCCCGAGUACCGCAUGCUGGGCUUCCUGGACCAGCUGGAUGAGGACGGGGACGGCUCCAUCAGCCCCGCCGACGACCUGUCCCCCUCUAAGCACAGCAUAGACAUGCGUCUGUCCAAUCUGCACUCCGCCACCACGCCUGAGCUCGUGGAGCAGCUCCUACAGACGCGCGAGGAGAAGAAAAGAAUCCGCAAGAAGCUCAGAGAGUUCGAAGACACGUUUUUCCGACAAAACGGGAGAAACGUCCAGAAGGAGGACCGCCCUGCCUUGGCUGAGGAGUACAGCGAAUAUAAGCAUGUCAAAGCCAAGCUCAGGCUCUUGGAAGUUCUCAUCAGCAAAAGAGACUCCUCAACAUUCAUCUAGAGGAGGCAGGGACUGCUCCUGCAUAUCACCAGCAGCUGAAGGACACAGGGCAUUGCAUCUGCCUGCCACAGCUUUCCAGACAUCAGGAGAGGCUGGACAGGGGAUUUUGCUUUGAUUGUGCCAUACUGAAAGAGAGCAGGCACGAGCCAUUUGACAUUUGCAUCACAGAUAUGUAUCUCAAGUGGAUUUCUGUGCCACUCUUUUCUCAGCCCCAGAAAAAUGGAACAAAUUAUAUUGUUAUAUUGUAUAUAAGCAAAUGUAUAUUGGUGCAGUCCACAAAGGUAUUGUAGAUGCAGCUGAACAAGUGAACUGUCCUUUUAAGACAAAAAAUUGCAGUCUUUUAUAAUCAAGAGCAAUCCUAUGAAGAUGGUAUUUCCAACAAUAAGCUAUAAAUCAGAAGCCUUGAAAAAUCAAUAAUUUUGUGUUAAUUUUGUCCAGUGAUCAAUAGACAGUUCCCUUUGGAAAUAAGCUCAACUUGAACAAAAUGAUAGUACAACUUUAAAAAUCUAUUGUAAUUAUUAAAUAUAAUCUGCUAAAUAUGUUCUUUAUGAUUUUGUGAAAUUCAAAAGCCAUUAUACUAUUGCUUGAUCAAACAGCUGGAAACAUUAAUGUGCAUAUCUCAUAACUAUAAGUAAGUAUCACAUUCCAGAUUCUUGCAAUUACAGUUUGCGUGGAUUUUGCAUUUUUAUUUUAUUAUGUAAAAUAUUGUACAUGUAAAUGUGUCAAUGUGUAUUCUGUGGUGACCCUAUAUUAUAUCCCCUUGUUUCUGUGUGAGUAUGUGUGUGUGUGUGUGUGUGUGUGUGUGUGUGUGUGUGUGUGUGUGUGUGAGUGUGUGUGUGUGCGCGUGUGUGUGUGCGUGUCAGGGAGUGCAACUAAGUUCACACUGCGAUGCACAAUCGUGUUUUUUGUCAAUCCCCAGUGAUCAGCUUGCUCCCAAAAGCUUACUGCAAGCAUUCACCAGAUGUUGCAGCCUCAUUUUGUAAGAGGUCUGAAUAACCGAUUUGUUCCACCUGAAUAUGGAUCAAGAUCUAUGUUUACACUUCUAACCAAGCAAGUACCUUCUCUCUAAAAUGAACAAAUCCAAUGUUGCUUCAUUUUUUUAAAAAAAGGUGA
Messenger RNA from Megalops cyprinoides (Indo-Pacific tarpon), 2991 nucleotides. Its product is annotated as protein FAM13A-like. NCBI's taxonomy places the organism in Eukaryota, Metazoa, Chordata, Actinopteri, Elopiformes, Megalopidae. The transcript is spliced from 13 exons. The coding region runs from base 1 to 1878 and encodes 625 amino acids. The record is from RefSeq and is a predicted model, not a curated record.